AGAUGACGCAGCGGCACCUGACACUGCGGGUCAGCCUGUGGCCUCCAGCAUGUCCGUGGCUCGCAUCGCCUCACCCGGCUUUGCUCAACUCAAUUAUCCGUGACACACUUUCCCCCUCACUUCCCCUGAUCCCCGCUUGAUUAGCCGCCUUCCGCCCCGGCGUGGCUGUCUGGACUCGGCAGCAGAUUACACUCACCAAAGCACUUCCAUGACAGCACAUAAUCAGCCCCAUCUUCUCUCCGGGCUUCUUUAGGCGGCAAGCAGUCAGAUAUGACCGUAGGUGGUGCCCACUCGACGGCGUGUCGGCCCGUGCUGGUCCCUCAGCGGGAGCUGCUCUACAACGGGCUGCUGCCUUACGCGGACCGGCUGGACCGGGAGGCCUCGGAACUUUUGGCGGACAUCAAGUGGAAUCUGUCCAGAGCUGUGCUGCUUAGGGAGCUUUGGCCCGGGGUCGCCUUCUGGACCAGGAAGCUAUUCUCGUUUCUGAAGCUCUACGGAAGAAGGUUCAGCAAGGAUGAUCAUGUUCUGUUCAUCAAGCUGCUGUAUGACUUGGUCACCAUGCCGGACCUGGAGCCCCACAUGAUGCAGAGCUACGCCCGGCUGCUCAUUCAGCUCCUCAAGAAAAAGGAACUGCUUUCACGAGAUGACCUCCAGUUGCCGUGGCGACCGCUCUACCAGCUGUUCGAGAAGGUGGUCCACUCCAAAACGGAGCAUCUUGGACUCAUCUGGUUCCCCAACUCAGUGGAGCACAUUUUGAAGGCUUUGAUCAAAAGCUGCAGACCGUAUUUCCCGGCGUCCUCCACCAAGGAGAUGCUGGAGGAGUGGCGCCCCCUGCUGUGCGUCUUCGACGUGGCCAUGCAGAAGGCCAUCAGCAACAUGGAGCUCUUCCUGCCCACCAUCAUGCCCCCCGAGGAGCACACCCAAGGCUUCCGGUUGUGGUUUGAUGAGUUGAUGGAGCUGUGGGUGUCCGUGCAAAAUCAACCCAGCUGGGAAGGGCAUUUAGUGAACCUGUUUGCUCGCCUCGCCAAUGACAACAUCGGCUACGUGGACUGGACCCCCCACCUGGCCACUAUCUUCACCAGGAUCCUGCGCAGCCUCAACCUCCCAGUAGGGGUCAGCCACAUGGUGGCACUGCGCUAUCUCACCAACUCGUAUGACAUCGGGCACCUGGUGUUGUGGAUCACAGCCUUGCUGGGUGGACCAGGGAAUCCUGCACAGAAAGAGUUGACCUGCCUCUUCAACAGCAUCGCCUCCUUUUAUCAUCCUUCCAAUCAUGGCCUCUGGCAGUCUCGACUCAUGCGCUUGCUCCAGCGUCUGCCGGCCAGCGUGGUGCGCCGCGUCCACCGCGAGCGUCACGCCGCUCCCGGCUGGAUCACGCUGGUGCCAGAAUCUCAGAGGCUGACGGACCAAGACCUGCAGGAGUUCACGCGCAGUCUCACUGGCGCCGCCCUGCUGGCCAUGUUCAGUAAGACGGGCUGCACAGACGCCGCCUACGCCCUCCAGAACCUGGCUCUGCUGACGCCGCAGCUCGCCAUUCCACCUGUGCUGGAGAAGACGUACGCAGCCAUGGAGACCCUGACGGAGCCGCACACCCUCACCGCCACUCUCAGCUGCAUGAUCGGCAUGGCGCGUAGCCUGGUCGCCCCCAGCGACCGUUACCCGGAGGGCCGCCUGCAUGUGCUGCCGCUGCUCAUGGGGUCUCUGCCGGGCGUGGACCCCAACGACUUCAGCAAGUGCAUGAUAACGUUCCAGUUCAUCACCACGUUCACCACGCUGGUGCCUUUGGUCGAUUGUUCUUCUGCGCCAUCUCGACACACUGAUCUUUCUGAGGUUGAAAAAGACUUGUGUUUUGCUUCUGCUGAGUUCGAGGACUUCGUUCUGCAGUUUCUAGACAGGUGCUUUGCUCUGAUCGACUGCAGCACUUUGGAGCAGACCAGAGACGAGAUGGAGACGGACACUCAGACCCAGCUGGAGAGCCUGGUGGAGCUGGGCCUGUCCUCCACCGUGAGCACGGUCCUCACACAGUGCUCCAAACAAAUAUACACGGUGGCUUUGGAGAAGGUGUACAACUUUGCUACCUCCAACAUCUUUGAGACUUGUGUGUCAGGCAGGAUGGUGGCUGACAUGUGCAGGGCGGCCGCCAAGUGUCAUCCCGCUGAGUCUCUCCGACUGUUUGUCCCUCACUGCUGCAGUCUCAUUUUCCACACUACUGAAAAUGAGGAUCUCCAGAGUGAAGACGAGCUGGAUAAGGAGCUGCUGUGGAACCUCCAGCUGCUCUCCGAGGUUACCCGCGUAGAUGGCGAGCAGCUGUUGAAGUACCGGGGGGAUGUGGAGCGCGUCCUGUCCGCGUGCGUGCGUUUGCGGUGCAAGCGGGCGUACACCCUGGCCUGCAGCCUGCUGGAGCACACGCUCCGCUCGCUGUCGCUCAUUUACCCCACCGAGUACAGGAGCACAUCGGGAGGCUUUGACACUGACCUCCCCAUACGGGACUGGGGUCGGGCCGGCGACGUGUCCGCUUUAGGUCUGUGCUGGCACGUUCCGAGCCGAGAAGAGGAGGACUUUGUUUUCCAGUUGUUGUACCGCCUCCUGCGCCCCGAGCUGGAGCGAAUCGAGGGCCACGUCUCUGGAGAGCAGACAAUGAGCAGGGAGGAGCUAUUGCAGAGCCUUGCAAUCGUGCAGCACUGCCUCCUGGGGGCUGGCAGCAUGCUUCCCCCACUGGAUGGACCUCACGUCGCUGACCUAGUGCCCUCCAUGGUGAACCUUGGGGAGGUCAAACUGCACAUCGGCGUGGACUACGAUGAUUCACGGGAGAACUACAGAGUGUCCAUCUGCCACACCAUGAGGCUGCUGCUGCAUCACAUCCUGGAACACACGGAGGACGACACCAAGUCGCUGUUUGUCGUCAUUAAGAUCAUCAGCGACCUCAUGUUUUUCCGAGGCACUCGCAAAAAGGAGUUUGACUCGCGCUGGAAGAGCUUCACUCUUGUCAAGAAGUCCAUGGAAAACCGGCUUCACGGGAAUAAGCAGCACAUUCGGGCGCUGCUCGUCGACCGCGUACUGCUGCAGCACGAGAUGAGGAAACUGGUGGUCGAGGGCAGAGAGUACAAAGAAGUCCACCAGAAGCUGCUGUGUGAUCUUCUGCUGCUGUCCACCAGCACCUACAGCCAGGUCCGGAGCAGGGCCCAGAACGUGCUGACCACCGCACUGGUCACCUUCAGCUUCUCCCACCGAGACAUGAUACCCAGAAUUGUGCAACUGCUGUCACCGCAACACACCAACGGCACUCAGCAGCAGUUGAAGGGGGCGCUGUACUGCCUUCUGGCGGCAUACAGCAGUGUUAGCCUCGUGAGGGACUGGGACUGCGUAGGCACGAUGUGGCCCGCCCUGGUCCGUUGUGGACUCUCGCCUGCAAUGACCCUGGAGGAGCACUCGGUGGGGCAGGUCCUGGACGACAUCAUCGACAGGAUCCAUCGGCAGCACGACACCAUCGGCAUAUUUUUCACCGUAUCGGAGAGUUGCGUGGAAAUAGCCAAAGAAAUCGCACGCUCCCACAAUCCCGCGCCUUCUUCGGAGACGGCCACCGUAGAGGAGCUGAAGGAGGGGCUUCAACGCCAGCAAAUCAGAAAUGUUGUAAAUGCACGGAAAUAUGAGAAGCUGGUUAAUGACCUCUUGGACUGCCUUGAAGACCGAGAGCUGCCCUGGAAGUUUGAGCACAUGGCCACAGAUUUGUUGUCUCUUCUGCUGAGGGAUGAUCACCCGCUGCCGCCGGACGCCGUCCUGUACUUCACACAGGGCCUGGUUCAUGACUCCAUUAGCAUACGCAAGGUUUCAAUAGCUGCAAUGGCUGGGAUCCUAAAACAGCUCAAGAAACCCAGAAAGAAAGUAGCAGUGAAGCCAUCAGAUAUUGGCGGCGUGGCCGAUCCAGAGGGCUGGUGGGCGGGGGACCGCCAGGCCAAUCGCUGGCUACAGUACAACAGCAACAACCUGCCCCUCAGCGAGGAGCAAUGGGACUCUCAGCUACACGUGGAGAAAACACACGUGGGCUACUACUCGUGGCCAAGAGAAAUGAUGAUCUAUGCACCUUCGGAAAAGCUUAAAGAUGACCUGCCCUAUGAGGAGAUGAGCGAAGCCGAAAAGAUCAUCUCUGAAUAUUUCUCUGACCCGGAGUUCAUCGAGCAGCUUAUAGAGUUUCUUUCUUUAGAGGACCGCAAAGGAAAAGACAGCUUCAACCCACGACGCUUUUGUCUCUUCAAGGGCCUCUUUCGUAACUAUGGCGACGUCUUCCUGCCGCUCCUGUGGCCUCACCUGGAGCAGCUGGCCGCUGACCCCCACGAGAGCUCGCAGCGCUGUCUCUGCGAAAUCACGGCCGGGCUCAUCAGAGGCAGCAAACUGUGGAGUUUCAGCAAGGUGGAUAGAUUAUGGCAUCUUCUGUGCCCGCUGAUCAGCACGGCCUUGACCAACAUCACCAUGGAAACCUUCACCGAUUGGGGUACCUGCAUCGCCACUGCAUGCGAGGGGCGCGACCCCAGGAAGCUCCACUGGCUCCUUGAGCUCCUGAUGGAAAGCCCGCUCAUCGGCGAGGGAAGCUCCUUCCGAGAUGCCAGUCUGCUGUACGUGCUUCAAGGGGGGCUGGCCCAGCAGCAAUGGCGGGUGUCACAACUGCUGCACAGGCUGCUGGCUUACCUGGAACCCAAACUCACGCAGGUGUACAAGAAUGUGCGGGAGCGCAUCGGCAGUGUGCUGACCUAUAUCUUCAUGAUGGACGUGGCCCUGCCCCACACGCAGCCCACCUCCUCCCCCCACGUGGCAGACUUCGUCACUCGGGUCCUAGAGCGGCUCAAGCCCCUCACGUCAGAGGCGGAGAUCCGCAACCACGUGCACGAGGAGAACACCCCGGAGACGGAGGACGAGCACACCCAGGCUGUCAAGCUGCUCAAAACGGUCUUAAAAUGGUUGAUGGCAAGUGCCGGGCGAACUUUCACCACUCCAGUUCAGCAGCAGCUUCAACUCCUGCCUCUGCUCUUCAAAAUUGCCCCGGUGGAGAUUGAUGAGAGUUAUGAUGAGAUGAAGCAGGACGCUCGCACGUGCCUCUCUCUGAUGUCCCAGGGCCUGCUCUAUCCUCAGCACAUCGCUCUUGUUUUGGCAGCUCUGGAAGAGAUGGCAGGCAGCAGGUCAUGGCAUGCACGCUACUCGGUGCUGACCUACCUGCAGAUUAUGGUCUUCUACAACUUAUUUACGCUGCUCAGCGUGCCUGUGGAGGUGCAGCGCAUACGUAAGCUGGUGAUGCGCCUGCUGCUGGACGAGCAACUCGAGGUGAGGGACAUGGCGGCCACUACCCUGAGUGGUUUGCUGCAGUGCCACUUCUUCCCUCUCGACCGCAUGCUGCAGACACAACUCCAGACGCUGAGUCAGAUGCGCCUCCCCAAGGCCAGAGGAGAGCUGACUUCUACAGAUUUGGUGCGGCGUCACGCCGGAGUGCUGGGACUAAGCGCGUGCAUCCUGUCCAGCCCUUACGACGUCCCCGCCUGGAUGCCCCAGAUCCUCAUGGACUUGAGCGACCACCUCAACGACCCGCAGCCCAUCGAGAUGACGGUGAAGAAGACCUUGUCCGAGUUCAGGCGCACUCACCACGACAACUGGCAGGAGCACCGCCAGCGCUUCACCGACGACCAGCUGCUGGUCCUCACCGACCUGCUGGUGUCGCCGUGCUACUACGCCUAGCGUAGUCGCUCUGUUCGUCCGAUACGUCGCACUGACACUUUGACGACGUGACAGCGACCGGGAGCGACCCCGUGAGAAAAUGCUGAGUCGGCGUUGGCCUUCUAAUCGCAAGGAUUGCUGGGUAAACUGCUUUCACAGCACGUCUAAAAACAUGUCAUAUUUCUGGCCAUGCUUGUACUGUACAUACUGUACACCAUUAUUAUACAGAACAUGUGCUAUUGAUUAGGGAUGUCCGAUAAUGGCUUUUUUGCCGAUAUCCGAUAUUGUCCAACUCUUAAUUACUGAUACCGAUAUCAACCGAUAUAUGCAGUCGUGGAAUUAACACAUUAUUAUGCCUAAUUUGGACAACCAGGUAUGGUGAAGAUAAGGUCCUUUUUGAAAAAAAUAAUUAAAUAAAAUAAGAUAAAUAAAUUUAAAAAAAAUUAUUGAAUAAAAAAGAAAGUAAAACAAUAUAAAAACAGUUACAUAGAAACUAGUAAUUAAUGAAAAUGAGUAAAAUUAACUGUUAAAGGUUAGUACUAUUAGUGGACCAGCAGCACGCACAAUCAUGUGUGCUUACGGACUGUAUCCCUUGCAGACUGUAUUGAUAUAUAUUGAUAUAUAAUGUAGGAAGCAGAAUAUUAAUAACAGAAAGAAACAACCCUUUUGUGUGAAUGAGUGUAAAUGGGGGAGGGAGGUUUUUUGGCUUGGUGCACUAAUUGUAAGUGUAUCUUGUGUUUUUUAUGUGGAUUUAAUAAAAAAACAAAACAAAGAGCUACCGAUAAUAAAAAAAACGAUACCGAUAAUUUCUGAUAUUACAUUUUAAAGCAUAUAUCGGCCGAUAAUAUCGGCAGGCCGAUAUCAGACAUCUCUACUAUUGAUCCUUUCAUUAUGGAAUAUGGACAAAUACAUGUUUUAUAUAUACUCUAUUGUCAGGCCUGGGUCAGAAAUAGGACUCAGAUGCAGAGGUGGGGAGUAAUCGAGCAGGCUUUUAUUUUGAAAAGUUCACUUUUCACCUCUUGAGUCAGGGCAAAAUAACAAUGGCUAUAAACUUUAACAACUAGGCGAAAAAGGUUUCACAAAAUGUGAACAAACUGAAAAUCACUCCAAAAGGAGGAAACACAAUUACCGUAUUUUUCGGAGUAUAAGUCGCUCCGGCCGAAAAUGCAUAAUAAAGUAGGAAAAAAACAUAUAUAAGUCGCACUGGAGUAUAAGUCGCAUUUUUUGGGGAAAUGUAUUUGAUAAAAGCCAACAGCAAGAAUAGACAUUUGAAAGGCAAUUUAAAAUGUGUAAAGAAUAGUGAACAACAGGCUGAAUAAGUGUACGUUAUAUGAGGCAUAAAUAACCAACUGCUAUGUUAACCUCACAUAUUAUGGUAAGAGUCAUUCAAAUAACUAUAACAUAUAGAACAUGCUAUACGUUUACCAAACAAUCUGUCACUCCUAAUCGCUAAAUCCCAUGAAAUCUUAUACGUCUAGUCUCUUACGUGAAUGACAUCAAUAAUAUUAUUGGAUGUUUUACGCUAAUGUGUUCAUCAUUUCACACAUAAGUCGCUCCUGAGUAUAAGUCGCACCCCCGGCCAAACUAUGGAAAAAACUGCGACUUAUAGUCCAAAAAAUACGGUACUCUUUUCUUGUCAGGCCUGGGUCAGAAAUAGGACUCAGAUGCAGAGGUGGGGAGUAAUCCGGCAGGCUUUUAUUUUGAAAAGUUCACUUUUCACCUCUUGAGUCAGGGCAAAACAACAAUGGCUAUAAACUUUAACAACUAGGCGAAAAAUGUUUCACAAAAUGUGAACAAACCGAAAAUCACUCCAAAAAGGAGGAAACACAAUUAUCUUACUUGUAGCGCUAGUGACAAAUUAAAACUAUCAACUAGGGAUGUUAUGGUAAACAGUAUAAUGAUAAACCGUUGUAAACUUCUGGACGGUUAGUAACACCUUUUAAAAUUGUAAUUACCGUAUUUUUUGGACUAUAAAUCGCUCCGGAGUAUAAGUCGCACCGGCUGAAAAUGCAUAAUAAAGAAGAAAAAAAAACAUAUAUAAGUCGCACUGGAGUACAAGUCGCAUUUUUUUGGGAAAUGUAUUUGAUAAAAGCCAACAGCAAGAAUAGACAUUUGAAAGGCAAUUUAAAAUGUCUAAAGAAUAGUGAACAACAGGCUGAAUAAGUGUACGUUAUAUGAGGCAUAAAUAACCAACUGGUAUGUUAACGUAACAUAUUAUGGUAAGAGUCAUUCAAAUAACUAUAACAUAUAGAACAUGCUAUACGUUUACCAAACAAUCUGUCACUCCUAAUCGCUAAAUCCCAUGAAAUCUUAUACGUCUAGUCUCUUACGUCAAUAAUAUUAUUGGAUAUUUUACGCUAAUUUCACACAUAAGUCGCUCCUGAGUAUAAGUCGCACGCCCGGCCAAACUAUGAAAAAAACUGCAACUUAUAGUCGGAAAAAUACGGUACAUUGUUUAAUGCAUCCAGCGGGGCAUCACAACAAAAUUAGGCAUAAUAAUGUGUUAAUUCCACGACUGUAUAUAUCGGUAUCGGUUGAUAUCGGAAUCGGUAAUUAAGAGUUGGACAAUAUCGGAAUAUCGGAUAUCAGCAAAAAAGCCAUUAUCGGACAUCUCUACAUAUAAGGAAGGGCAAGUGACCUGAAACGAGAGGAGAGUUACUUUUCAAAGUAAAACAUAAAAUUCACAAGACACAAAAAAACCAAGACAAGACCUCCUUCACCGCGGUGUGGCAAUUCUAUUCAUAUAUAAAUGUACAAUCAACACCUUAUUUAAUGUGAUUUUACAGUAAAAAUACAUGCUGUGCCAUGUCAUCCAUUUACGUAAUAUCAUGUAUUAUGUUGGGUGCCAUUUUUAUUCACCCUCAGCAUAUUCUAAAAAUAGAGUUAUUAAUGAGAUACAUUAUUAAAUAUUAAACUACAGAGGUUUUUUUUUUUUCUUUAUUAUGAAAGCCUUUUUUGGACACUGAAUUAAUGUAACUGCAUUUUUCUUUUUUUUUGUUGCAUCAAAUGUUGCUGACAAUUUCACUGAAUAAAAAUGCAUGACCAAGAUUUGUGUUUUAAAAAUUCAGCGCAGAAAUAUUUGUUGCUUCAAAACUCAACACUCACUUCUGGCAAAUUAAGACUGAAGCAAUCGUUCUCCGAGCCAGCUAACGAGGUGAGUUUUGAAGCAACAAAUAUUUUUUCUACAUAGUAUUUUUAUGCACUGAAUUUUUACACAUUUAAUUCAAAAUAAACUAAAUUUGUACACACUACAUUUUAAAACAUUAUUUUAAGCACCAUUUUUUUCUCACAAAAUUUCAUUCAAUGAAAUUGUCAGCAUAAUUUGAUGUAAAAAAAAAAAAUGGAGUCUACAAAAUUCAAAGGCAAAGAAUUCAGUGUUAAAAAAAAAUUAUGGAAAAAAGACACAUUAACCUUCGUAUUAAAAUGUUUUGUUAAUUAAAAUUAUUACAAUUAUAAUUGACAUGUAGAUCUGAAGUUGAUCUAAAAAUGUAAGUGUUUAAAUUAUUAUUUUUUUAAAUGUAUGACUUAUUUUUGACACUACGGGUCGCAGAAGAUUUUAAUGGGAGUUGUCAUUGCUCAAAAAAUAAUAAUGAAUCAAAAUCAAUUUUGUUAUGAAUUAUUAAUGUGUUUAGGUCUACAAUUAUUUCACAUCAAAUAUUCCACUUUGAAAGUUUUUUUGGAGGAAAUGUUGUAUUUUUUAUUUUAUUUUGUAGUUAUUGCCACAAAAAUUACGUGUUUAUUUUGGUUUUUUUUUUACGAAAAAUAGCGUAAAAUAUGAAAAAAUAAAAUUGACAGAUCUGAAUAGAACAUUAUUAUUAAUGUUAUCAAACAUGAUUCUUUUAAAAGAAAAUACUUAUUUUUAAAAAUGCUAUGAAUAAAUGGUAAAAAAAAAAAAAAAAAUACAUUGUAAUGGUUUUAAAAAUGAAAGAUAUCAAAAUGUCCCCGCAGGCUUUAAUUUUUCAGUGGAAAAAGUUUGGAGUCGGCCAUUCUGGUUUGUUGAAGCCAUUUUUCAUGGCAUUUACAUUUUGUUUUAAUUAGUGUUCUAAUGCAAGCCAUGUUGAAUUGUAUUGCACUUUGCACACCUGAUGCAACUGUAUAAAAUAAUAUUGUGUAUUAUUGCAAAGUUUGUAUAUAUGUAUAUAUAAAAUGCUAAUUACUGUAUGUUCAAUGUUAAUAAAUACAUUCCUAUUGA
Messenger RNA from Entelurus aequoreus (snake pipefish), 9892 nucleotides. Its product is annotated as proteasome activator complex subunit 4B-like. Gene Ontology annotation, molecular function: proteasome binding; peptidase activator activity. The record is from RefSeq and is a predicted model, not a curated record. The transcript is spliced from 47 exons. Gene Ontology annotation, cellular component: spermatoproteasome complex; cytosol; nucleus. NCBI's taxonomy places the organism in Eukaryota, Metazoa, Chordata, Actinopteri, Syngnathiformes, Syngnathidae. The coding region runs from base 271 to 5721 and encodes 1816 amino acids. Gene Ontology annotation, biological process: proteasomal ubiquitin-independent protein catabolic process.